AUGUCUCAUCAAGGAUUUCUAGUUCUUGGAAUUAUUCUCUGCAUGAUCUCUUAUGUCUCCAGUUAUCGUUAUCGCAACAAUUGGGGUUGGACUAAUGCACACGCAACCUUCUAUGGUGGCAGUGAUGCUUCUGGCACAAUGGGUGGGGCAUGUGGAUAUGGAAACUUGUAUAGUCAAGGUUAUGGGACUAAUACAGCAGCACUUAGCACUGCAUUAUUCAACAAUGGUUUGAGUUGUGGUGCAUGCUAUCAAAUUAAAUGUGCUAAUGACCCAAAAUGGUGUCUCCAUGGCUCCAUUGUUGUUACUGCCACUAAUUUCUGUCCACCUGGUGGUUGGUGUGACCCUCCUAAUCAUCAUUUUGAUCUCUCUCAACCUGUUUUCCAACACAUUGCUCAGUAUAGAGCUGGUAUUGUUCCUGUUGUUUAUAGAAGGGUAAGUUGUAGAAGAAGAGGAGGAAUAAGGUUCACAAUUAAUGGUCAUUCUUACUUCAACUUAGUUCUGGUGACUAAUGUUGGUGGUGCUGGUGAUGUGCAUUCUUUAUCCAUCAAAGGUUCAAGGACAAGAUGGCAAGCCAUGUCAAGGAAUUGGGGACAAAAUUGGCAGAGCAACUCUUACUUGAAUGGACAAAGUCUUUCAUUUUUAGUCACUACUGGUAAUGGUCAUAGUAUUGUGUCAUUUAAUGUUGCCCCACCUAGUUGGUCCUUUGGACAAACCUACACUGGAAGACAGUUCCUCUACUAA
Messenger RNA from Lathyrus sativus (Indian pea), 741 nucleotides. Lineage: Eukaryota; Viridiplantae; Streptophyta; Magnoliopsida; Fabales; Fabaceae. The record is from the annotation of a GenBank genome assembly.